This is a messenger RNA of Tuber melanosporum (Perigord truffle), 2012 nucleotides long. RefSeq lists its product as uncharacterized. Gene Ontology annotation, biological process: RNA polymerase I preinitiation complex assembly; nucleolar large rRNA transcription by RNA polymerase I. NCBI's taxonomy places the organism in Eukaryota, Fungi, Ascomycota, Pezizomycetes, Pezizales, Tuberaceae. Gene Ontology annotation, molecular function: RNA polymerase I core promoter sequence-specific DNA binding. The transcript is spliced from 7 exons. The record is from RefSeq and is a predicted model, not a curated record. The coding region runs from base 1 to 1908 and encodes 635 amino acids. Gene Ontology annotation, cellular component: RNA polymerase I core factor complex; RNA polymerase transcription factor SL1 complex.
AUGGAGUACAGACGCCUUUCACGUUGUGGUGUCGAUGGGUGCAAGCAAACGCUCUUUUACCUGGACGAUGGGCAGUGGUUUUGCAAGAAUGGGCAUCUAAGAGAGGGAGAGCUCGAAGUAGCUGCGGACGACGAAGGCUUUGGCACGCAGGGAUCCAGAGCUGCCGAAGCGACGCAGGAAAGGGAAAAAAAGGGAAAAGUGCUCCGUGGUCGAAAGGGCUUUGAGUUAUUCCUUCAAUGCUAUCAAUUAAUCCUCAGGAAACAAGUUCACUGGCUAGUGUCUGAGAAGCGCUUCCCGAGAGAACUCGAGAUCGUUGUCCGGGAUUUGUGGGCUCUCCAACUACAAAAAGUCUCCACUACAGUUCCUACGACCGCAGAUGAUCCAACGAAAAGUAGGGAUAGGUAUGAUGGUGGUGACGAAUAUGAUGAUGGUGAUGAUGGUAGAAACCUGGACGGAUCGGGUGACGUUGGGUCUUCAUCGGCGGGAUAUUCUUCUCAGUCUUCGUACUUGUACACGAGUGACGACUCGCAGUCUACGGCUCAGAGCAGGAAUUCACAGGGUACACAACGGAGGAGGAGGAAGAGGAGGGUACCGAGAGCUGCGGAUAGGCCAAAGUUGGUUGGAUCUGUGGGGAUUUGCUAUCUAGGGUUGAUUGUGCUUGGUGUUGCGGUAUCGCUGGGGGAUAUUCACCGGUGGGUCGAGGAGCAGGGUAUUGUCUACUUGAGAGCUAUAAACGAGAUUCCCAGUGAAAUGAAGCAAAGGCUUGAUGCAGAGUAUUACGUUGCCUUGGACCCAAGAGUUUGUUGUCUCCUCCCUCUCUCCCUUACAGGGGUUCGUCCGACGCUAGGAUUACUUCAUUCAACAGUUCAAGGACUGGUGAUUAUGUAUCAGGUCACUUUUGGAAUGGCAUUUCCUCCAUUAAACAUCACCCUACUUGUAUUCGGGUUUAUGAAAGCGCUAGGUCUUCCUCUGGAAAUAUACUACGGUUUCAAACGCCUCGCAAACCUGAUCUCUCUCCCAUUCAUGUGGAACGGCCUCAGGUACCGCGGGCGAGUCACCAAUUGGCCCGAAGCCCGUUUAAUGGCCCUCCUGAUAAUAUCGACAAAGCUAUUAUACGGCCUCGAUGGGGUAAAACGUACGCCUAAAUCUGCAGUCGAGCCGGCAGCUACAGGGUUGAAAUGGAGAGCAUGGGAUGGGUACCUGCGAACUAGUAACGCUGAGCAUCGAGGACUUCUCAGCGGGAACGUCACACCAGGAAGUGAAGGAGGGGAAAGAGGGAGGGGAGUGGGAGGGAAAGACUUGGAAGUCGAUGUGGAGGAGAAGGACGUAUUCGACAUGACCGGAGAGGAAUUGGAUAGAUAUAUGGAUUGGUUCGAAAAGAAUUGGGCAGAUGACUCUAAUACACCCCUUACUAAACAGAUAAUUGAUUUAUUCCCUACUGGCCGCGCGGCGGCUGAGAGAGCUGGAGUCCACCAAGCCUACGAUGGGCCCCGGAGUGGGGCUCCCGCAGAUAAACCGGCACAACAUGACCUUACGGAUGAAAGGCUGCGAGAGCUAAAUUCUCAAUUCGAGAUAUACCCCGCCCAGCAGCAGCCAGAAGAAGAGGAGGGGGAAGAGGACGAAGAGCAGCAGCAGCAGGGGGAGGGGGAUAAUUACUCGUCACCACAACCACAACCACAGCGAGGAGAGCUCGUAACCAGACCGGGAGGUCAGUACCUUUGGCAUUCAAUCCCGACGGAGUUGCCUGUUGAGCAACAGACUCUUCUACAAGCUGGAGCGGACCUGUUGGCUAUCACCAGGGAUGAUUUGGCUAGGAUUAUUAAGGUUCUAGAAACCCAAUUCAGGGAUCUGGUUAAAAACCAAAGGAGGAAGGAGAUGCGAGAGAGGAGGAGAAUGGAUGUUGAUUGACAGACAAUACCCUGACUGAUAGGAGACGGAAGCUAUAGAAUAUGGGGCAUCUGAAGCAUGGCUUCUUACUACAAUACCGGUAACCUAAUUUUUUUUUUCUAUAG